UACGCGAACUCGUGGUCUCUAGAACGCCAAGUUUUGAAUUAGUGAUAGUCCGAAAGUGAAAAGGAAACAACUAUGUUGAGUCAUUGCUAGUCGUUCUAAUUAGAACCUACUUUGGUUGGAAUCUUAUGAAUGUGUAAGUUCGCUGUACAGCUGAAUACAUCGGAUCCCUCGCGCACAACACAAGAAAGAAAAACAGAUUUUCAUCCGCUCGAACAGCUCUUACGGACUGAUUAAUUUUUCUGCUAUCGCAACUUCUUCCCAGCCAACAGAGGGGUCCGCGCGGAAUGGAUUACAGACAGCACGAGGUCAUCAGCCGGGCCAAAUCAUUAAGGCAGCGCUUCGCCGACAGUCGUACGGGCACGUCGUCUUCCAUGUCAACGUCGCAGCUGAUAUCUACCACUAGAUGGCAGUCGCAUCACCACCAGCAAUUCAUGCCGGAAGCAUCGGCUCUCGUCGGCGGAAGUGAUGCUGGAGCUUCGUUAAGACCGCAGUCCGCUGACGUGCCCACACCAGCCGGAAGUAAAAGUCCGUCUCCAUCCAGGACGUCAAUUAAAUCGAACGAGAAGCGUCCGUCUUCCGUCUCGUGGAUGAUGACAAAUCCGCGAAGUCAUUGCAGUCGGCCAGGUACACCUACGGCUGGACAUCCAGUCGACAGUUGCGCCAUCUCUUGUGCAGUUGCGUCGGCAGCUUCGCUGGCCGCAGCCACAGCGUCUUCCGGCGCCCAACAAGUCCGCCAAAUGUCGGACGAUUUUCAGGCCGAUCUCGUCGUCGAGCCUUCCUAUCUCUACAACAGCAGUAAAGUGAACUGGAACCGACGUGGUGUCUUGACCAGCUUCAAAUCCAAAUCGUUGGAUUUGUUGGGCACGUCGAGGAUCCUUCCACAUCAUCAACACCAAGAACGGCAUCGGAUGACCGAUGAAAACUUACCUGGACGGGAUGCAGCGGCCGAGCGUCGCCGCCGCCUCUUCCGACGGAAAAAAGCCAAUUCCGCCUCGGGUUCCUACGACGAUUCGCCUUCCGGCUCUCAGCAAUCGCGCAGCAGUUCGGUGGAGAGCAACCAGUCUACCCAGCACGCCAUUCAACGUGGGUUGGAAGCGGCUUUGAAAACAUCGACCCUGUUCGCUUGGAGCUCCGUCGAGGCAUCGUCAGCCAAUCAACAUCUACUCCAGCAGAGUAAUCCGCCUUCUUUCGUCGAACGUAAUCCACAUCGGGACACGAUGGAUCAACGUCUAAGUCCGGGCAAAUCAUUGUCGCCGAUAUUGAGCCGGCCUGAGAACAGUGCGGGUAGUAGUUACCGGAGUACGAGCACCAGCCCCAAUUCGAAUCGGCGGAUGAACGCGACGCCUCCGUCCCCCGCCCGUUCGCUUUCCACCACCAUUUCGGGACUGACUUUGAGCCCUUUGUUGGGAUUGAAUGCCAACAGUUUAAUGGGAGGCCCGAGAGUGACGACGCGACGCUCGUGGUCGCCACAGCAUCAGUCCAGUUUGGAAGUACCGACGCCGCGUCAGACCCAAUCGGCCCGUAAUUCAUUGGCCGCUACCGGCUGCACCGUCCGCAAGCAAAACAGCGUCGAGAGUCCGGCAACGUCAUCUAUUUCACGACUGUCGCGUUUAUGUCGUCGCUCACCUGUGCGGAUGCAGCCGGGAUCAAGCGGCGGAGCGUCGGGCUGCUCGUCGUCUAUUAGCGGCCGAAGUGGCAGUCAAGACUGGAUCUCUUUGCCUUCACGCCAGAUGUCAGACUAUCCUUCGGAUUUCGGAUCGUUUGUCGGCGAGUCGUUCCUCGUCGUCGAUGGCAUCGAAGGAUCCCGCCACCUCCACCAGCAUCACUACCAACACCAUCACGCCGGGCAAGCGUCCUUACUAUUACAGCCUCAUUUGCGAGCGGAGAGUGUCUCACCGGAGCCGGCCUCUUUGAGGCUAAUCGAGCCAACGAGUAGCGGACUCGCCUACCUGGAGAGAGUAUUGGAGGAUCAACUGAAAUCCGGGCCCGAGAUGACGAGGAUCGAGCAUUUGAGCGAUCUACACUACCCGGACGCGGAUCCUCCCUGUCAUUUUUGCAGCAACCAGUCCAGCCUGUCCAUACACGACAGCAACCGGCUCAAAAUAGUCUCCGGAGGAAGAGUGCGCGGACGAGAUGGCAGCCGAGAGUCCAUCAACCCACCCUACAUCAAUUUACCAUCGCCCAACGUCCAAGACGAUGAACACGAACUGUUUCCUGGACAAUCGCUUUCAGGCAGCUGCCAUCACCAGCCGCCGGACGGCAGUGGCAGCAUCGCCGGAAGUAUCGGGAGCGGCGGCUGCCGGCGUUCGACGACGACGACAGCUGUUGAUGAAGAACAACCCGAACCGCCCGCUUCGGUUCUGACCCGUCGACGGGCCCUCGUCCCGCCGAAAAUCCCACCUUACAACAUGGACAGCAGCGAGGACACGGAGCAGAGCGUCGACAAAGAAACAUCCACCAGUUGCGCGGAAAACGACGGCAAUUGCGGCGGGAGCGCGGGCGGAGGCUCGUGCGGCUCGGGCGGUUCCGGCAAUUCCCGCGCCCAGAGACGCAGCUCCAUCGUCGUCAUUCCGCCGAUGCAGAUCUGCCCGGGCGAUCUGCUCGUCUACAGCAAAGUCCUCACGCAGCGAAACAGCGUCCUGGAUUGGGAUGGAUCGACUCAGAGCCUAGCCGGAGAUACCGAUGCUGCUUCCAAUGCCGCCCGCAAACAGAAAAACAGCUGGUCCUUGCUCAAAUUGUUCGACAGGUCAGGCCGCACUAAAUCCGAGAGCCUCUCCGGCCUUGAAGAGGUAUUGACUUGUCUGCAGCCGUCCAAUUUUUUGGACGACCAGCUGUCCCGCUACAGAGGCCUCUGCUGGACGGACUUCCUCACCACUGUCCAGCAGCAGAAAACGUUCAAUAAAGCCACGAAAUCGACGCUGACUUCGACAACCGAAGAGGCGGCCACAUCGCCAGUCGCCGGAAGGACACCAAUCAUCCAGUUUCCGGGCACCACGUCAACGACCCAACCCACGCGUAAUGUGUUAGUACGCCAGGCUACUCAUCAAGAUUAUUCGUCCCGAAUCAAGGAAUGGACGCAAGAGAAGCGGGCGAGGUUCGGAUUAGUGCGGACGAUGAGCGAGCGCUGCCUCGAUCGCAGAUCGGUCAUCCAGGAGGUUCUUCCUGUCGAAGAGAUUACGCAAACGGCCGAAGAAAAGGACAUGGCGACGGCCAAUGUCAGCGAAAUUACCUUCUCUUUCGAACAGCCACCGCCUUGUCCGCCCACCUCCGGCCAGAAAUGCGAGCUCAGGGGCAGAGAGGCACUUUGGGAUCUCUUCCAGAGCGAGUGCGCUUUCCUCUACGACCACCUUAUGGUCCUCAAAAACGUCUACAUGGACCCGCUCAAAAAGAUCCAGGUGGAAGGAUACGCCAUGUUUGCCGAACCCGAAUUGCUUUUCGGCAACCUGGAUGAAUUGUGCUGUGUGACGUACAGUUUCUGUAAAGAAUUCAUCAGCUUGUUACUUCAUCAUGCGCAACCAGGCGGCGGUGACACGAAAACGACGCACAUCCUCACCAAACUAUUCCAAAAGAGUUCCAAAGCUCAUGUUCUGUCGCAAGCCUAUCAUCGAUACGCACUCAAUUAUAUAAACGCCUUGAAUUAUCUGGAAACUCUUCGGAGGCACAUGGAGUUCUGCGAAUUUGAAAAGUGGUGUAACAGAGAUCCGAGGUGCAAGAAACUUCAGCUAACGGAUCUGCUGGUGGCGCCCGUUCAGCACAUCAUGAAAGUGCCGUUGCUGCUGCGCGAGAUCGAAUCGAGGACGGAAGACGCCCAGGAGAAAGAAGCCGUUCUGAAGAUCCUGGAUAAGGAGGAAGCCAGUUUGCGAGAGCUGGACGACAAGAUGAAGUGGCUCAAGAAUUUCGAACGAUUGCUAGAGAUCCAGCGCAGUCUGGUGUGGCCCAGCGUGCUGGACAUGGAGCCCAAAGUCGUCGUCCCCGAAUUCCUCAAGACGCCAUUAGCCAAACAGCCUUGCGAAAGGCUGAUCGUCUCUCCGCGUCGCCAAAUCGUGCUGGAAGGUCCGUUGAGCCUGCUGGACACGGGACGGCCGACCGACAUGCACGUCAUCCUCUUUGACGAUAUGCUGCUCAUUACGCGCAAAAAGAAAGGGCUCGGCAAAAAGAAAUCAUCGUUGAGUGAGAACUGGACAGCUCCUUGCAGUAGUCGCAGUUGCCUGCCCUCAGACCCGUCGGGCUGUUGGCGCUACAUCGUUUAUAAACAGCCCUUAUCACUGGAUCGCUUCUUCCUACACGAGAUCAACGUCCACGAAGCAGCAGCGGCCAAGCUGGACAACGGCUUCGUCAUUAUCAGUCUCAAUCGCUUCCAGCAAAUCAUUGGCGUCCAUACGUUCCAGGCGAGCUCCGAUCAGGUCAAGCAUACGUGGCUAUUGAAAAUCCGAGAAACUCAGGACCACUGGAAGCGGACGCUUCAGACGACCGUUUUCCGAGCUCAAAGAAGGACGCUGUCACAGUCUCCGUCAACUAUUCCACAGCAUGCAGUGUCACCGAACGCAGCUCCAUCCAAAUUUUGAAAAGACUACCGUGUACUCUUUCUUCUUCUUCUUCUCAUCGUUCUCCUCCAAUUUGUCGGAAACUGUCACCCACCAAAGGUUUACUCUUCCAUCUCCACUCAAUGGAACCAACACCAUUAUAUUAUAGAAAUAUACAUAUUCCUACACUCUGAUGUGAUCCUAAUGGAGAAUGACAAAAAAUCAGUGACAUGCUGCUCUUAGUUGUCCAAUCAUCAAUGUUUGUCUGUUUUUCUCUCUUCGUUCUAUGAUUUAUUCAAAAAAGGGAAAAAAAAUUAAAGACAGCUUUUUAAUUUGUUUUUUAAAUCUAUUGUUACCCAUUUACCUGCCCUCUUGUUAAAAUAAAGAACUAUUGAAAUGUGUCAUCCAUUCACAUUGAUCAGAUUCCUACAACUUAAGCUGACCGUGUCAUACCCUCCAUUUCAUUAUGAUAUGAUUUCUAUUUCUUGUUUGAUUUCAUCUCUUCAUCUUAAUUUAUUUUAAUGUUUAUAAAUAUAAAUAUAUGACAAAGAUAUUCUGUUCAACUAUUAUACCAGUUUACCUUGCACAAAUACAUACUUUUUAUCCAGCCAA
Messenger RNA from Daphnia carinata, 5135 nucleotides. RefSeq lists its product as uncharacterized. The transcript has 21 exons. The record is from RefSeq and is a predicted model, not a curated record. NCBI's taxonomy places the organism in Eukaryota, Metazoa, Arthropoda, Branchiopoda, Diplostraca, Daphniidae. The coding region runs from base 285 to 4565 and encodes 1426 amino acids. Gene Ontology annotation, biological process: Rho protein signal transduction. Gene Ontology annotation, molecular function: guanyl-nucleotide exchange factor activity.